AUGAGGACCAAGUACAAUCAAUAUAUACUUCCCAAUUCUGGGUUAUGUUUGUUACUAUUAUCGCAUUUCCUCAAUUCGAUUAUGAUUGCUAGUUGUAAAUUGUUGGUUACUGAUAAGGAUUCAAAUGUGCCGAUUCACCCUUUGCAAAUCUUGUUCAUCCGUAUGUUGAUUACGUAUGUGCUAUGUUUGAUAUAUAUGGGAGUAACAAGGUCGAUCCCAGAAGCUCCCUUUGGACCGAAAAAGGUUCGUACAUUAUUGAUUAUGCGGGGGUUACUUGGAUUUUUCGGGGUGUUUGGGUUGUAUUUUUCUUUGCAAUAUUUGAGUGUUUCUGAUGCGGUGGGGAUCACGUUUUUAGCUCCUAUGGUUACCGCUUUUUUGGCGUUUAUAGUUCUUGGAGAAAGUUAUUCUAUUUUGGAAGCAGUAUGUUCGGUUGUUUCAUUCGGUGGGGUUAUUUUGAUUGCAAAACCUUCGUUCAUAUUUGGGGUGAUAUCUGAUGCAGAAACGUCGGAGUUGGAUGAAGCUACCGAGUCUGGGUCUACCGAAAAGAGAGUCAUUGCCACUGUUGUUGGGCUAUUGGGUGUUUUUGGGGUCCUGAGUGUUUAUGUAGUGUUGCGAAAGAUAGGUAAGGACAUUCAUCCAUUGUUAUCUGUGAGUUAUUUUUCCUUAUGUUGCUGCAUAAUUACAUUUUUUGCAAUUUUGGUUAUCCCAUCAUUAUCCUUUGUAUUGCCUGCUGAUGGCUAUCAAUGGUUUUUAUUUAUGGUUAUUGGGAUUUCUGGUUUCUUUAUGCAGUUUUCGCUUACUGCCGGUAUUCAACGAGUCAAGGCCUCCCGAGCAGCAAUUAUGGCCUAUUCCGGUAUGGUAUUUGCAUUAUUUUGGGAUUUGACCGUUUGGGGUCAUUUGCCUGAAUUUUUAUCGUUUUUAGGAAUGAUGUUGAUUGUCGGAAACGCCAUCAUCAUUAUGAAGUUCAAGCCUUUGGAUAACCAAAGUGCUAGUGAUGAUGGUCCUGAGGAUAUAGAGAGGAAUGGACAAUAUAAUAAAUUGGAGGAUGUUGCUAUUGCAAUGACAGAUUUCAGUGAUACUGAUGAUCUGGUUAAUAGAAAUAAUAGAUAG
This is a messenger RNA of Spathaspora passalidarum NRRL Y-27907, 1110 nucleotides long. RefSeq lists its product as uncharacterized. The record is from RefSeq and is a predicted model, not a curated record. Bases 1 to 1110 code for a protein of 369 amino acids. Gene Ontology annotation, cellular component: membrane. The transcript has a single exon. Lineage: Eukaryota; Fungi; Ascomycota; Pichiomycetes; Serinales; Debaryomycetaceae.